AUUCAGUUCUCGCCAUUCCAUUCCAUUCCAUGGCUGCUGUGGUCCGCACUUCAUCGUGCUCUCACUACAGGUGCGAGCCAUGGCGUCUCUCCACCACACACACCUAGUGCGCCUGCUGGGCUUCUGCCUGGACCAGAACGUGGAGACGGGCAAGCAGGAGCAGAUCCUCGUGUACGAGUUCAUGGCAAACAGAGACCUCCAGUACCACAUCCAUGCGAGCAAACCAGACAUGCAAGCCAAGGUGUCUGACUUUGGGCUGCUCAAGCGCCUCACUCACGGCGAUGCUGAUGUCACGCGAGUGGCCGGCACUCCGGGCUAUGUGGAUCCGGACUACACCCGCACCCACGUCAUCACUGUCAAGAGUGACGUGUUCAGCUUUGGAAUCGUGCUUCUUGAGCUGCUGAGUGGCAAGUCACCCCAAGUUGACGCAAAAACGCACAUAAGAAAAUGGGCUAUGAAGCUCGUGGAGGCGUAUGAGGUGGAUGAGCUGAAGGACAGCAAGAUGCCGGCAGUAAGUGAAGAGGCUAUAGUGGACUUUGCAGACCUGGCCCUGGACUGCAUCAAGUCUCCCGGCACACGGCGACCCACCAUGAAGGAUGUGGCAUACCGCCUCAGUGCCCUCAUUGACAAGCACUGCCCCAACAAGGAAGACGAGUGGGAGAUUGUCGCAAAAGAGGAGAGUCCAAGCAGCAUGGAUAUGUCCUCAAGAAAUGCUUCUGCUCUAUUGGCUAGAGAUGGUUGUAAGGAGUCUGAGAGGCGUGAUGGCUCACAGUCUGGUGUGAGCUCAUUGUUGGGCAUUAGCUCAUUAACUGAUGGCCUCAAGAGUUGGCUGCUGCAAUCAAAGCCAGCCAAUGGCCGCUGA
Molecule: messenger RNA, 862 nt
Organism: Closterium sp. Naga37s-1
Lineage: Eukaryota; Viridiplantae; Streptophyta; Zygnematophyceae; Desmidiales; Closteriaceae
Source: the annotation of a GenBank genome assembly